GGUUAUCAGUCUUCUUUGGUUCUCUAGUGUUGAUCGUGUGGGGGCGUGUGAGGGUAUACUUCGGUGGCCGGAGGAAUGGCGGUGGGUAGCGAGAUGGAGGCGGACAUCGACGAUCUGCCCAAGAACCCCGCCAACUACAUGGCCCUGACCCCGCUCUGGUUCCUCGACCGAGCCGCCCUGGUCCACCCGAACCGCCUCUCCGUCGUCCACGGCCCCAAGCGGUUCACCUGGUCGGAGACGUACCAGCGCUGCCGCCGCCUCGCCUCCGCGCUCGCCGCCCACUCGAUCGGCCCAGGAUGCACGGUAGCUGUAAUUGCACCAAACAUCCCAGCUAUCUAUGAAGCUCAUUUUGGAGUUCCAAUGGCUGGAGCAGUCUUGAACACUGUCAACAUUCGGUUAAAUGCUGCUACAAUUGCAUUUCUAUUGGGGCAUUCUUCAGCAGCAGUUGUUAUAGUGGACCAGGAAUUUUUCACUUUGGCAGAGGAAUCAUUGAAGAUCAUAGCAGAGGAAAAGAAAGCCGCUUUCAAACCACCACUUCUCAUUGUUGUAGGUGAUGAAACAUGUGAUCCCAUGUCUCUUCAACAUGCUUUGAGAAAAGGUGCUAUUGAUUAUGAGAAAUUUCUGGAAUCUGGGGAUCCUGAUUUUGCUUGGAAGCCACCAAAGGAUGAGUGGCACAGCAUUGCACUAGGCUACACGUCUGGGACGACGUCCAGCCCCAAGGGAGUGGUGUUGCACCACAGGGGUGCUUAUCUUAUGGCUCUCAGUUGUGCUUUAAUAUGGGGAAUGAAUGAAGGAGCUGUCUACUUGUGGACUUUGCCCAUGUUUCAUUGCAAUGGUUGGUGCUAUGCUUGGACAUUGGCAGCCCUUUGUGGAACAAGCAUAUGCCUCCGUCAGGUCACAGCCAAGUCUGUAUACUCGGCCAUAGCCAAGCAAGGUGUCACCCAUUUCUGUGCAGCCCCUGUUGUCCUGAACGCAAUCGUCAAUGCCCCUCCAAGCGACACCAUCCUCCCUCUUCCCCGUGUUGUCAACGUGAACACCGCCGGAGCUGCCCCACCCCCAUCGGUGCUGGCAGGAAUGACAAAACUUGGUUUCCGUGUCACCCACACGUAUGGCCUAUCGGAGACCUUCGGUCCGUCCGUCCUCUGUGCAUGGAAGCCUGAAUGGGACCUUCUUCCGCUCGAAGAACGAGCUCGUGUCCAUGCUCGCCAAGGUGUUCGCUACGUUGGGCUGGAAGGCCUAGACGUUGUCAACAUGAAAACUAUGGCUCCGGUCCCUGCUGAUGGUACCACUCUCGGGGAAAUUGUCAUGCGAGGAAAUGUUGUCAUGAAGGGCUACUUGAAGAACCCAAAGGCAAAUGCAGAGACCUUUGCUCAUGGUUGGUACCAUUCCGGUGACAUAGGUGUAAAGCACCGCGACGGAUAUAUAGAAGUGAAGGACCGUGCCAAAGACAUUAUCAUCUCGGGGGGUGAGAACAUUAGUAGCUUGGAGGUUGAGAGCUACCUGUACAUGCAUCCUGCGGUGCUGGAGGUAUCAGUGGUGGCUCGACCGGACGAGCAGUGGGGAGAGUCGCCGUGCGCAUUUGUGACUCCGAAGGAGGGAGUGGAUCAAUCCAACGAGCAAGCACUGGCAGAAGAUAUUAUCAAGUUCUGCCGUGCAAAGAUGCCGGCAUACUGGGUGCCCAAGUCCGUGGUGUUUGGACCGCUGCCAAAGACAGCUACUGGGAAGAUUAAGAAGCAUGAACUGAGGACGAAGGCCAAGGCAAUGGGACCUGUCAAACAGAGCAGGCUGUAAUGGAAACAUGGCUUUUCGGGAUAUGGAGUUAGCUGCUGUUGUAAGUGGUCUUUAAUAUUACGGUCCGUGAUUCGAGCUUUGUCAGUAAAGUAGCACAAACCUUAUGCGGUGGUGGUUUUCUGGCGGAAUUAUGCAUUUAUUUAUGACUCUCUUUAAUAAAGUUUGGUCCCCAGCCGAGUCUAUGUAAAGAAAAGGCGUGAAUCUUUGGUGCCAACCAAAUCUGUGUAAUCUCGAUUGACAGCGUAACACUCUUUAGUUGGAUUGUAUGGUGCUAAAAGGUCCGGUUGUGUUUAUUGGUCA
This is a messenger RNA of Musa acuminata AAA Group (dessert banana), 2091 nucleotides long. RefSeq names its product acetate--CoA ligase CCL3. The record is from RefSeq and is a predicted model, not a curated record. The transcript has 3 exons. Lineage: Eukaryota; Viridiplantae; Streptophyta; Magnoliopsida; Zingiberales; Musaceae. Bases 76 to 1791 code for a protein of 571 amino acids.